Messenger RNA from Ornithodoros turicata, 2416 nucleotides. Its product is annotated as ELMO domain-containing protein 1-like. The coding region runs from base 240 to 1187 and encodes 315 amino acids. NCBI's taxonomy places the organism in Eukaryota, Metazoa, Arthropoda, Arachnida, Ixodida, Argasidae. The transcript has a single exon. The record is from RefSeq and is a predicted model, not a curated record. Gene Ontology annotation, molecular function: GTPase activator activity.
GCCGCUCCGAGCUCGGAAGGACGCUAGAAUCUGGGAAACACUUGUUCCAGCUUGAAUGCAGUAAUAUCCUUGAAUUUCACUGCUGUACAGGUAACCCUGAGAUACAACUCUAAUGCGUCCAUCGAUUCAUUGGUUGCCAGCAACACGGCUAUGUGGUUUUAGUUGAGCGAUAUGAUCGAGCAGGAGACCCGGGUCUGGUACUUGUGUUGUCACUACGUUUCCUAGGCACCUGCAGCGUAAUGUGGGCCUUCUUAAAUCGCGUCGUUGUUUUCUUGUACAUGCAAAUUCGUCCAACAAUCAAGUGGAUAAUGCGAAGUGUUACACACUUGUGCGAACUACAGCGUAUCUGCUACGGCACGGAGCCGGGAUACCGACGGACCCGAGACUUGGAAUGGAGCAUGCAGAUGUCCCGCACAACGGCCAUUCGUGCAAUCUGCGAAAGACUCAAGCAAAUGGCAGACGAAGGACGCUUUUCCAAAGAGCAGAGCAACAACGCCGUUGAGUGUGCCGUGAUGGGAAUCGCUUACAUCAAGAAGGUCAACCCUCAGAUCCACAGCGAGUUCAUCCGAUCUCUCCGAAGGAGCAUACUUCAGAUGUUCGGUUACAGGCACCUCAUGGUUCAAGUGGAACGCCUGCGUAAGGUGCAGUUCAUGGCGCAAGACCCCGACCACCUCAACAAACUCCUGAGGUUGUGGAAGCUUCUUCGUCCGGACGAGCAUCUUAUGGGACCGGUAUCGAAGCAGUGGACGACGAUCGGUUUUCAAGGGGACGAUCCGCGCACCGAUUUUCGAGGCAUGGGCAUGUUAGGUUUGGACAACUUGGUUUUCUUCGCCACGGAGUACACGGACGUCGCGCGACACGUGCUCUCUCAUUCUCAGCAUCCCGAGUACGGGUACUCCUUCGCCAUCGUGGGAAUCAACCUGACGAGCCUGCUGUACCACCUGCUCAUGAAAGGCCAGCUCAAGUCGCACCUGUACAAUGCGGCCAGCGAACGGGCUCAGGUGACGGACUUCCACAGGACUUACUGUUACGUCUUCUUCGAGUUCGACAGGUUGUGGCUGGCGGAGAAGCCCACGGACAUUAUGGAGUUCAACCGCAUCAGGGACAAAUUUGAGGACUACCUGACUCAGAUGCUCGAGAAGGACAGCUGUCUGCUUAGGUUGAACGAACGCGUCAAAAUUGUUUGAGGCUAUUUUCAGCGAGACUGUGUUUCACGUACAUUGUCAGACAGUGCAGUGAUUCUCUUUUUAGGUGGUGGUUUUUGUUUGGAAGGCAUCACGAUGCAGAAUCUCACGAAUGUAAACCCAACUUCCACUAACAUUCCUCCCGGUGAUCAGAGACUUCCUUUCCUUUCUCCCUUUUGUCUUAUGUGUAGUCGUAAUUCCGACGGGGUGGCAACAAAAGAAGAAAAAGUCGAGUAAAAAUGUAGCACUGUAGUUAGAUAGCAGCAUGUUCACGCAUCUUCCACUGCACAUAUCACAAAACGAUUUGCAGAAAAAUAUUCAGGCCCGAGUAGUUUCAUUACCACUAAUAAGUGCUUUGAUAGUCCAACAAAGCGUAUGUAUUAUCUGAAAUCUCAUAAACUUCUGAUCUUUACUUGUAAUUGACGUGCAAGCAUUAAGGAAGAGAAAUUAUGCCAUGCGAGUUUUGUGGUCUUACGGUGAGCAGGGCGUUUUUGUGUGUGUGGCAAUAUGCCUCAUACCAUCAGUAUUACUCCCUCUAGGGCAAGUGCACAUGUGCAAGCAUGUACUCAGUGAUGCAAUAAUCAUUCCAUCUCAGUAUGCAGAGCACUUUUGUGCCGCGUUAUGACUUUGCUUUUUGCAAGUCAGUGCGUGUUGUGAGCAACACAGCCAGAUAUACUCUAUUGUCAGGCAGAAAUUUUCCUAUAAAAACCUCAUUGAGGUCAACACAUCAUACAGGACUGGGGAGGAGAUCGGCAUGCCAAGCCCAAAUGACAAUUUUUUUUUUGUCAAUGAUUUCGAAGGUUAUCUUUUGUGUGGAAAAGGCUACUGGAGAUUAAGAAUUUUGAUUUUUCUAGUUUAUAAUUCGCCAUUUCCCCGAUUGUUUCGAAUCAUCUGUGCGGCGAUUUUCUUGUCAAAAGAUGUUUUUUUUUUGGGCACAGCAUGCAUUGUGUUAUACGAGGCUGUUCCAUGAGAAAGUAUGCAGAAGAAGAAAAAAAAAAUAGAAAAGAGAAGAAAUGUUCUCUGCACAUGCACUCAUAGAGCUUGGAAUCAAAGCUUCUCUGUACUUACUUUCUGCAAAUCAAAACAUUUGCUUUGUUACUUGUUAGAAAAGACAAUAGGAAAUGAAGGUGUACAUGGCAGAAGCACGGCACUAUAUUUAUUUUGCACCACAUGCACUUCACUCAUGCACAUUGUUAUUCAUCGUGUUUUUAGAAUAAAUUGCUCUCAUUUUU